Messenger RNA from Rattus norvegicus (Norway rat), 3530 nucleotides. It is a transcript of the gene Cpne1, whose product is annotated as copine 1. Gene Ontology annotation, cellular component: plasma membrane; nucleus; cytoplasm. NCBI's taxonomy places the organism in Eukaryota, Metazoa, Chordata, Mammalia, Rodentia, Muridae. The record is from RefSeq and is marked validated. Gene Ontology annotation, molecular function: calcium-dependent phospholipid binding.
AUUUUGUGAAGCGGCAGCGGAGGUGUUGGCUGCAGUGGGCUCCGGGAAAGCCGUUCGGGCUGGGGCUGUCGGCCGCAGGGCUGAGGCACUCGCGCGGGGGGUAACUCGGGUCUGGGUUCUGGUGCCGCGCAAGCUCUCCCCGUCUAAAAGUUGGUUUUAAUUGGUUGCCCACAGGAUUGACUUGGCCUCUACUUCUUAAGAAAAUACAUCUCUUGUUUUACAAGAUGGCCCAUUGUGUGACCUUGGUUCAGCUGUCCGUUUCCUGUGACCACCUCAUUGACAAGGACAUCGGCUCCAAGUCUGACCCACUCUGCGUCCUUUUACAGGAUGUGGGAGGUGCCUGGGCUGAGCUUUGUCGGACUGAACGUGUUCGCAACUGCUCGAGCCCUGCAUUCUCUAAGACUCUGCAGAUAGAAUACUACUUUGAGACUGUCCAGAAGUUACGCUUUGGAAUCUAUGACAUAGACAACAAGACACCUGAGCUGGGGGAUGAUGACUUUCUAGGGGGAGCUGAAUGCUCCCUAGGCCAGAUUGUGUCCAGCCAGACGCUGACUCUACCCUUGAUGUUGAAGCCUGGGAAACCUGCUGGACGGGGAACCAUUACAGUUUCAGCUCAGGAGUUAAAGGACAGCCGUGUAGUAACCAUGGAGGUGGAAGCUAGAAACCUAGAUAAGAAGGACUUUCUAGGAAAAUCUGAUCCAUUCUUGGAGUUCUUCCGGCAAGGUGAUGGGAAGUGGCACCUGGCAUAUAGAACUGAGGUAGUCAAGAACAACCUGAACCCUACGUGGAAACGCUUCUCAGUCUCUCUCCAGCAUUUCUGUGGCGGGGACCUCAACACACCCAUCCAGGUGCGCUGCUCAGACUAUGACAGUGAUGGGUCACAUGAUCUCAUCGGUACCUUUCACACUACCUUGGCCCAACUGCAAGCAGUCCCGGCUGAGUUUGAAUGUAUCCACCCUGAGAAGCAGCAGAGAAAGAAAAGCUACAAGAACUCUGGAACUGUCUGUGUCAAGACUUGCCGGGUAGAGACAGAGUAUUCCUUCCUGGACUAUGUGAUGGGAGGCUGCCAAAUUAACUUUACCGUGGGUGUGGACUUCACUGGCUCCAACGGUGACCCAUCCUCACCUGACUCCCUGCACUAUCUGAGCCCUACAGGAGUCAAUGAGUAUCUGACAGCCCUGUGGAGUGUGGGCAGCGUGGUUCAAGACUAUGACUCAGACAAGCUGUUUCCAGCAUUUGGAUUUGGAGCCCAAGUACCCCCUGAUUGGCAGGUCUCACAUGAGUUUGCCUUGAACUUCAACCCCAGUAACCCAUACUGUGCAGGCAUCCAGGGUAUCGUAGACGCCUACCGUCAAGCACUUCCCCAAGUUCGUCUCUAUGGCCCCACCAACUUUGCACCCAUCAUCAACCACGUGGCCAGGUUUGCAGCUCAGGCUGCACAACAGAGGACUGCCUCGCAAUACUUCGUACUGCUGCUCUUGACUGACGGCGCUGUGACCGAUGUGGAGGCCACGUGUAAGGCUGUGGUGGAAGCCUCAAAGCUGCCCAUGUCGGUGAUCAUCGUGGGUGUGGGUGGUGCUGACUUUGAGGUCAUGGAACAGCUGGAUGCUGAUGGCGGCCCACUUCGUACACGCUCUGGAGAAGCAGCUGCCCGAGACAUAGUGCAGUUUGUGCCUUAUCGACGAUUUCAGAAUGCUCCACGGGAGACACUUGCAAUGACUGUGCUUGCAGAAGUGCCCACUCAGAUGGUUUCCUACUUCAAAGCCCAAGGUUGGGCCCCAUUAAAGACACUCCCAGCCCCAGCCAAGGGCCCUGCACAGGCCCCACAGGUGUAGGUCCCCUUGGAAGAGCAGGCUACAAUCAAUCUUCAGCUUGCACCAUCCUCUGGGCGUGGACCAACCUGCACUCUUUCACUUGAUGACUUUAUAUGUGCUUCUGCUAUUGCUGCUCUUUGACCUGCCUGCCUGCCUGCCUGGCACCCUCACAUUCAGGAAAGACAGACUAGUAAUUGUAAAGAUCUAUUCAUUCCAGUCACAUACUUUGAAAAGACAGAGUUUGAAUAUAAAGCAAGCAUGUGGUUGUCCUUUUCUUGGGGCGAGCUGAGCUGGGACCGUGAAUGAGAUGGAAAGUGCUACCUCAUAGGAGAUAGCAAAGGUGAGGGGGAAAAAGAUGUUUUAGAGCAGGCUAAGGACUGCUCCUUAGACUUCCUAUGCUAGCUCUGUCCCUCUGUUUCUUGGGAACAUUUGUGUAGCCCAGGCUGGCCUGCAAUUUAGCAUCCUGCCACAACCUCUUAGACGCUAGAAUUGCAGGCAUGUACUAUCACGCCUGGUUUACAGUCCUGAUUUUUCAUUUGCUUUUUUUUUUUUUUCUUUUCUUUUUUUCGGAGCUGUUUCAUUUGCUUUUUGACAUAUGAUCUUAUAUGUUCCAGGCUGGCCCUACAUUGUGUAGCCAAGGAUAACCUGAAUUCUUGCUCUUCCUACUCCAGCUUCCCAAGUGCUAGCAUUAUAACCAGGCCUCAAGCGUGCUUCACUUUUAACAGCUCAACAAUUUAAUAGCUUUUUUAUAUUAAAGAUUUAAUAAGCAUAUUCAUUUUGGGAAAACUUUAUAGGACACAUCCUAACCCACUUUAGAGUCUUUGGACUCAAGGUCCUGGAGUAGCUGGACUACAAUUCCCUCAGUGCCUGGAUGAGAAAACAGGUGUUGUUUGCAGGGUUAUGGGAGGGAGGCUCCUAAAUGUAGAAUUAAAAUUUCCCAUAACCUGUGGCUCGGUCAUGGUAAGGGGACCACAUUGUGAAUCACAGAUCCCAGGAGACAGGUGUUUUAAAUUUUGUUUGCUAAUCUAAUGAAACAUUGUUUCAGAUAUCAGUAUUAUAUAAAAAUAGGAAAUGGGAACAAAGAUUGGUGGCUCAUGGUUGUAAUCCCAACACUCAGAAGUCUGAGGCAGGAGCAUUGCUGUCUGUGUGAUGUGGACUUAAGGUACACUGAGUUUCAGAUCAGAUAGAACAACUUUAAAAAGCUAGCACAUGUGCUGUUUGUAUCUGGUUUGCAUUUAUUUUGGAUGCCUUCUCCACCAGAACUUAGUCUCCUCUCCUUUUCAUGGCUGUUAUUCUUUUGUAAGAAUAUACCAGAGUUUAGCAAUUCCCUUCCUUACAGAGACUCGUUUUAUUGUGCUUACACACCCUUUUGAGAAAUUGGUUUUUAAUGUGGAAACGGUAGACCGCAGGGGAUAUUUAGAAUGUUAGCAGUUAUUACAGAGAAGUGUGGUCAUCUCAUGUUAGCCCGUGCUCACCUUCCUUCUCCAGACCUACUUUCCAUUUUCUUCCAUUAUUUCACACAUUUCCUUGUUUCUCAGUCACCUGUUCUCGAGCUGUUAGAGCUUUUAUUCUGAUGUUCUUACAUGAUGAAAAUAUUUUCCCCUCAGCUGUUACCAUUUCAUGUUUUUAUACUCGAUAUGCAAAUUUAUUUUUUAUAUGCCAUCCUUUUAAAAAAUAUAUCUGUAUAUGAAUAAUAAUAUAUACCUUCCUCAGUGA